GGCAUUCUGUAUGAUUCUCUGUUUGCCUUCAUAUCAUUUAUGUGUGGCAUUUGGAAAAAUUAGUUUGAUUAGAAAAUCUAAACGUAUAAUUUUAAACUUUGUGAAAAAUUUGUGUUAAAUGCUUUCAGUGAAUGUAAAUUUGAAUAAGUUGUAAACAAAAUUUGAAAAAUUCGGAAAAAAUUUGAAGCAAAUAAUAAUUUAAGUGUGCAUACAUACAUAUAUAAAAAGUUUUGGUUUAAAGGACUUUUUAUUGCAUCGCUUGUGUUGACGCCUAGCGUUCCCUAUAUUGUUACUUAAAUAAUACACACCGCGUCAAUGUAAAAGAGGAAUAAAAACAAGAAGUCCAAAUUACGUCCUUGGCUAGAAAAUGGAAAGCAUCGAAAUGCUUAAAGCACUUUACGACUUCCAGGCGGUCUAUCCCAAAACGAUAAGCUUCGAUGAAGGAGAAUACUUCAUACUAUACCAGACUUCAGCACGUCAACGGAACUGGUGGCAAGUAGUUAGCAUGAAAGGCAAUAUUGGUUUUGUGCCAUCAAAUUACGUAAUGAAAAUUAAGGUGGAACCGGAUUUUCUCAUCAGUUUCCUCAACUCCUCAAUUGAGUCACUUGAAAAGUCAAAAGAAACGGAAAUCAAUGGAAUUAUGCCCAAAGAAGAGCUAUUGGAGCGGCUGCGCGAGAAGAAAAUGGCCAUGGAGAGAGUUUACUUGGACUAUUCAGAACGUGACUGCGACUCUUCCUUGUCUUUUUCGCAAAGUAUUAGCGAGAAAAAUUGCUCCAAAUCGCAUAAUAAUCGUGCCACUUCCGCUUCAGCGCAACCAACACCGCACAGUCCACUAAGUCCACCGCGUUCAAAUCGCUUGGAUAGCAAUAAAAAAUCGAUGUCUAGCCCAGCUGUCGGUAUUGUGUUGCCACAAAUUAUGCAAGAAUCAAAUAGCAUGGGCACCAUGCAGAUACAGACACAGCAAUCACAACAGCAACAGCAGCAGCAGCAGCAGCAACAACAACAGUCACAGCAAUCGCAAACACAAACACAAAGCAGCAAUAAAGCCAGUGAUAUCACACAGGAUAACAGUGUCACAUCAGAGCCUUCAGAGACUACCACAACUACAACGACAACAAGCGAAGAUGUGGUGACCACAUACAAAGAACCUAGUCAACGUGAAUCGCCCGGCCAAAGCCAGAGCCAUGCCAAACAGAAUGGCAGCGAGCGAAAAUGUGAGGCGGGGGAUGCUAAUGGCAGUGGCGGUGGCGGUAAUAGCUGCAACGGUGCUGCUGUUACCGGCAAUGGUAUAACUGGCGGCACAAAUACCUUAACUGAUACCAGUGAGCAUUUCAAUGAUGAGAAGUUCGCUGAGAAAUCCGAAGGCAGUGAACCGGGCAGCGAUGGACGCGACGUUGCCACGUUGGCGAACGAUGGACGUGGUGAUUUUACCAACAGUGUUGAGAAUAGCCAAGCGCUGGAUAGUGAGGAAUUAGCUGUGCAGCAGGCUUUGCCAGCAGGUGCUUCCGGUACAACUAUAGUUACCACAAAUACUGCGGCAUAUGGCGUGACACGCGCUGAUUUGAAGGUGGAAUCCUCUGAUGUUUAUCAAAUUGUAGAUAUAAUAAGGCGUAAUACGAAUUUAAGCUUCGAUUUGUCAUGCGAAGCUUUACGCGUCGUCCUCACUAGUCUAGAGCAAUUAUAUAACGGUGCCAUAAAUCCAUACUUAGAGGCUGUGGCGAUACAUGUAACCGACAAAGUGGAGACACCAAAAGCCUUGUUGGGCAUGACGCAUGACUCGAAGCGUCUACAGUACAUAUUCUCGCAGCUGGCGGAUUGUAAAAACGAUACGGAGCAACGUUCGUGGAUGUUGUACGAAGAUGAGGAUGAUAUAAUACAAUUUCUCGAAGAACUAGUGGAAAUUUUGAAUAACGCCGACGAAAAUAUUAGUUGUUAUGAAAUGUCGUGCGACCAGUACCAGGUGCUUAUUAAUCUAGUGCAGUAUUAUCAAAUGGAAACGCGUUGGCCUAUUAAACAGCUAUUGCUGAAGACUUUUACCGCUGCUUGCCAUUUGGACCAUAUUAUAGUCGAUAUUUUACUGACAUCUGUAUUGCCAUUAGAAAUUGUAGAAGAUAUGAAAACCAAUUUUGCCAACUUAGAUAAAUUUAAGAAACUUGUCAAAAUGUUAACAAUCGUCUUUUCAUUAGGUCAACCAAUGCCAGUAAAUCAUCAAGAUUAUCUUGGUGUGCACUUUGCGAGUUUCCUUUUAGAAAUCGUUGAAGGCAACAAUCCGGAAACUCUAGUCGAUAUGGUUAUAUCCUUAAUAUUGGCAUUCAAUCUGCAAUUCACCGACUUUUCGCAAAAUGUUGUCGUUGAAGCCAUGCAAAGUUUGCCCAGCGCUAAAAUAUUCACUGAGAAAAUACUGUUAUUAUUAAAUAGAGAAGAAGAUCCAAUUAAGUUGUUGAAACACUCAACGGAUACCAUGAAUUCAGUGCUGAAAAUGUUUAUCGAUAUCUUCAGCAAUCCCGAUACGGCUGGCAUGUUUUACACGAAUGACAACAAAGUGCUCAUUGAUAUAUUGGUGCGACAAUUGUCCGAUUUGUGUGCCGGUAAUCCGAUGCGUCGUUGCUACUUGGAACUAUGUCGACGCAUUCUACGCAAUACUAAUUAUGCUGAGCACCAGCAUCGCAAGCAGGACUUUAUGAAAAUAUUCACACGCAUAUUUUGCGAAGAAACCGAGUGCAGCGCUUCGGAUCAACAGUUAGUGCGCGAGAUCGCUAACGAAUUUCCACAAUUAUUCAAAGCCUAAAGGCUGGAACGGCAUUUAUGGUAGGGUAGGUUGGGAGGAGGAGAAAUGCAUUUCGAUGACUGAGCUAAUUGUAGUAAAUCCUUAGUAUGACUAUAUUAUUUACUAAAAACCGUAACACAAAAUUUAACUUUUAUUUUGUAAACAAUGCUAUUUUGUAAUGGAAAUUUUAAUGCAGCUUUUACUUUAAGUGUGUUUGUCGCUUCUUCAUUUUUUGUACAUUUACUUUCGAUAAAUUCGAAUUCUCAUUGUUAAUAAUAACAAUAAAUUAACAAAAAAAAAAUUAUUUAUAAAAAAUUUAAUUAAUUAAUUUAUUUAUUAGAUUCAAGUAUUUAUACAUUAGUAUUAAAAGCAUACCUUAUUAAGUACUUUGUUAAGUGCGAAAUGUUCUAAACGGCAAAGAAGCAUACGCUCACUCAGCUGGCAACGCCACACCAGCGCAUAACAAACAUUUGUUUGUGCGCAUGUGGCAUGUUAACGGCGCAACAAACAAAAAAUAAUAAUAAACUUAAGCAAUUAGUUAAGCAGAAAUAUUGAAACAGUUUGCAAUAUUUGAAAUUAUACCUGAAAUAUUAUAAAAAAUAAUAAUUAUAAAAAAUAAGUAUAUUUAAUAUCGAUGUAACAUUAUAUGAGCCCUCAGUGUGCACGCACUCAUUCGCAAGGCUAAGUGGUUGUUCCAGGAACAAAGCAUCAAAUGAAAUACUCAAUGAUUUCUGUUUGUCAACAAGAAAGCGCGCAGCCAAAGCAUAAAUUGCACAAUAAACUGAAAGUUUUAAACGGUAUUUUAUGCGCACCUCGUUAAAUAUUAAUUGUUUUCAAAAUACUAAAUUCUAACAAAGAUCUAUAUUAGCUUUUUAAAAUAACAACAACUAGUCCGACAUACAAAUAUUAAUUUAAUUUUUUUUUUAUUCAUAAGAAAACUUACUUUAAGCACAAAUAUUUAGAUCAAAAUGUAAUCGAAUUGGCGUUUGCCGCGUGCAGCAACACAUUUUUACCUUCUAAAAACAAUUCUAAUGCAGAACAACGUAACGAAUAAACGAAGUUAAUAAAUAUAUACAAAUAUAACAAAAACAAAAAAAAAAAA
Molecule: messenger RNA, 3869 nt
Organism: Bactrocera latifrons
Lineage: Eukaryota; Metazoa; Arthropoda; Insecta; Diptera; Tephritidae
Product: NCK-interacting protein with SH3 domain
Exons: 9
Coding region: 368-2788 (806 amino acids)
Biological process (GO): endocytosis
Molecular function (GO): protein binding; Arp2/3 complex binding
Source: RefSeq, a predicted model, not a curated record